Molecule: messenger RNA, 1302 nt
Organism: Jaminaea rosea
Lineage: Eukaryota; Fungi; Basidiomycota; Exobasidiomycetes; Microstromatales
Product: subtilisin-like protein
Exons: 4
Coding region: 1-1302 (433 amino acids)
Biological process (GO): proteolysis
Molecular function (GO): serine-type endopeptidase activity; tripeptidyl-peptidase activity
Source: RefSeq, a predicted model, not a curated record
AUGCUUCUCCUCACUUCCUUGAUCGCAUCCCUUUCCUGCCUCUGCCACCUCGUCGCGGCUGAGCAGACGCUGCAUCACUUCCACUCUCACCGCCAUCAUGACCUGGAGGCGCGAGUAUUGAACAUUGCGCAGAGCAACGGCAAUUGGCUGACCCUUGAUGAGCUCACCGAGUACACGAGCAUCGACAAGACGGUAAGAGAUGCUGUCGAGGCUACGCUUGAGGGGAGGCAAUACAAGUGGAACAAGCGGGGCAACAUGCUGAGCGUCGAGGUUCACACACGCUACCUUCACAUCUCUCGCAACAUGUCCUCUUCUCCUCGUCGUCAGCUCACAAGCUCCAGCAGCUCCUCCUCUACGCCGCAUCGCCCCAUCCUGCUGCAACGUCACCAACGUAUCCCUCAAUGCCUCUCCCAGCUCUACAACUUCGCCAAUGUCACCAAUUCCACCCGUCCCGACGACCCUAGCAUAGGCAUCCUCGCCGUCUCUCGCUCCCCCGCAACACGCGGAUUUCGCCAAUCAGACCUCGACCUCUUCCUCUCGCGCUACCGUCCAGAGAUACACGACUUCAAGCCCGCGGCCAUCGAGAUCAAUGGAGGCAAGUAUAGCGAGGACAGCGGGAGCGGCGAAUCUGCGCUCGAUACUCAGCUCAUCGCGGGCUUGACGGCGCCUACGCCUAUACGAUUCUACGUGACCGGCGACUAUGACAAGGACAUGUUUGCUACCACGUUCGACUACCUGAUGGAGGAUGAAAAAGGGCCCGCAGUAUUCGCAAUGGCGUACGGCUUGACGGAGAGGACGAUAGCGACAAAGGAGGCAGCGCAGGCCAUGUGCGAGACGGCGAUGCACCUUACUGCGCUAGGCACGACGUUGGUCGCUGCGAGCGGCGAUAAUGGGGUCAAUGGCGCCACGGUGGGGCCCAAAGACUGCCCACCAUUCAUCCCUACAUACCCGAAUGGCUGUCCCUACAUCCUCAGCGUGGGAGCUACCUACCACUUCGACCCGGAAGUCGUGCCCGACAAGAAGGAGGUGGGAUUCUGGGGUGGAGGCGGAUUUUCGCGCGUCUUCCCUAGACCGGAUUGGCAGAGUGAGGCGGUGAGCAGCUACGUCAACAAGAGCGCCUUGCCUCGCGAAAACUUCAAUGCUGCUGGCAGAGGGUAUCCUGACGUGGCGGCUCAAGGGUCGUUGCACCGUGUCAUCUUGGAUGGCAAGGAUGCGGUGGGUGACGGGACGUCGGCAAGCGUCAAUACCCUAUGGUCGCCCUCCUCAAUUCCGCCCGCAAGCGCGCAGGCAAAGGAACGGUAG